Molecule: messenger RNA, 3858 nt
Organism: Parathielavia appendiculata
Lineage: Eukaryota; Fungi; Ascomycota; Sordariomycetes; Sordariales; Chaetomiaceae
Exons: 2
Coding region: 254-3511 (1085 amino acids)
Biological process (GO): Golgi to plasma membrane transport; exocytosis
Cellular component (GO): exocyst
Source: RefSeq, a predicted model, not a curated record
CGAAUACCUUACGCAACUACCUUACUCCGUACGGCCUCGACUUGCAGUAACUACAGACGAAGCUCGCCCCAAACUGUCGAGCAAGCUCCGGUCGAGACGAAAGGGACCUCGAAGAGCUUGAAGCGUGUCAAAGUCAUCCCAUUGGUCCUGUCUGAGCUUUCAAUAGCGCGCACAUUCAAUUGCAAACCAAACCGAUAAUGAAGACUAGGCCAAUUCCAUAGCGAGCACAGCGUUUCACGCCCCGCGCGUUGCAAUGUCCGACAGAUACGCCCAGUCGUACCGCAACGGCGGGUACGGCAACUUCGGCCGCCAGGACGGCGAUGAGUACGAUCCGUACGGCGAAGGCUACGGCAGCGACCGCCGUGCCCCGCCACCUCGACAGCGGAACCCGCGACCACCUCCCACCGUUCGCAGCGCAGCACCCCCACCCCGGUCAACCCAGCGAGCUCAAGAGACCAGCGCCGAGCGCGAAAUGGGCAAGGUGCUUGAAUUGAUCAAGCAAGAGUGGCCGGCCAUGUGCGAGAACGACUGCAUCCCCGUCCAGCUGGCAUUGCAGCUGCUCGACACCAGCUCCGUCGGCCGCGCCCACGAGUACCGCAACUUCCAGCGCACCCACCAGUAUCUCCAGGACUCACUUAAGAAGAUUGUCCAUGAGUAUCACCAGGGCUUCAACAGUUCCAUCGGCACCUUCCACAAGAUUCAGGGGAGCAUACAGACAUCGCAGAAGAAGGUGCGCGCCUUGAAGGAGUCGCUGGCCGCAUCCAAGGCGGCCCUCUGUACCACCGACCCAGAGCUCAAGAAGCUGCACGCCACGUCGCACAUGUACGAUGGGGUGCUGCAAACGCUUAACGAGUUGGACGAUCUGCGAACCGUUCCCGACCAGCUCGAGGCCAGGAUAUCCGAGAAGCGCUUUCUGACGGCAGUCGAUGUCCUCCAAAAUGCGCUGCGGAAGCUGACGAAGCCGGAGCUGGAUGGCAUCGGCGCAUUGAGCGAGCUGCGACUCUACCUGGCAAACCAGGAGACAGCGCUCAUGGACAUUCUGGUCGAAGAGCUGCACGAGCAUCUCUAUCUCAAGUCGCCGUAUUGCCAGGAGCGGUGGCAGUAUUUGGCCAAGUGCCAGGGCGCCCUCAGCGAGGUGUUCAAAGACGCGCCGCCUGUCCCCCCUUUCCACGCCAUCUUUGACGCGAUGGAUUGGGAUCGGCCCGUGACUGAAGAUCCCCACAAGAACCCCGAGGCAGACACCUUCUACUACGUCACGCUGGUGGUCGAGUCUUUGAACAAGCUGGGGAGGUUAGAAUCUGCCGUCGACACGCUGAAGCAGAGGCUACCUGUCGAGCUGUUUGCUGUGGUCAACGAGACCAUCAACGAUAUCGACCAAAAGCACCCCAGCUCGUUGAGGGGAGGCUCUCAUGGCUCCCAUGGGUUGCACAUCUACGGCCAGCGCGAGACCCGGAUGCGAGCAGACGUCAUUUAUGAUCUACUUUGGACGCUUUACGGAAAAUUCGAGGCCAUAGCUGAGGGCCAUCGUGUCUUCCACGAGUCCAUCAAGGCCCUAAUCCGACGUGAGGGAGCCGGCAACAACAUUGCUCUACUCGGCAGCUUCAAGGAACUAUGGAAUCUGUACCAGAACGAGAUCCGCUCACUGCUACACAACUAUGUCACAACGGAUGCCGACGUCUACCAGUUCCGGUCAUCGCCCAGGCCCGGCGUGGGGAUAAACGGCGGCAAGGAUGCGACGCGGGAGCAUCUCUUCAAGUUCUCCGAAGUGGAUUCAAAAUCGGCUGAGAUGGCGACUGAAUACGAGGCCUUGGACAACAUCAUUCGGACUGCCGUUCCAGGCUUGACGUCUAACUCCAAGAAGGGGGCCGAUACCAAGAAGGCAGGUUUGGUUGUUCCUCGGUCGGAUCCCGCCACCGCGAGAAAAAGCACCGGUGCCGGGUACAGUGCUCAGGGGAGCGGAACGUACAAAUCACUGGUCGAGCCCAGCGUCUUCAACAUGAGUCUCCUCCUCCCGCCCACCCUUAUCUUCCUCCAGCGUCUUAAGAACAUCGUCCCGCCGGGGUCGGACCUCGCGACCAGCGCGCUUACCUCGUUUCUUGACAAUUUUCUCGUCAAUGUCUUUCAACCACAGCUGGAUGAGACCCUCGGGAAGCUCAGCGACACGGUGUUUGGCGAAGCGGACGCCUUUCUGCAGGACCCGGAGUGGGCGUUGGUCGCCAAACGGCCCGUCUUCAAGGGAGCGACUGCUUUCUUUACCAUCGUGACAGCGUUCUGCAGGAUGCUGGGAACAAUCCCCCACGACCAGGCGCUCAGCUCGCUCAUCAUCACGCAGAUGCUGAGGUACUACGACAGGUGCUUCAACUGGUACAAGGCCCUGGUGACCAAGACCCAGGAGGAGGCCUCGAGUACGCAGGAAUUGCGGGCCUCUGCCGUCAUGGCGCUUGAGCCGAGCGAGAUCCACGAGACGAUGCUGAAGCUGUGGGAGUCCGAGACGAAAGAUCUUGAACUAUUGGAGAAGGAGGCAGUUCUUCUCAUGGCGCAGACCAAGGAGAAGGUGCUCGAGGCCAGUGACAUUAUCCAGGACCGCGACACGAUCUCGUCGCUCUGCCUGCUCUACACCAGCAUGAAGUGGCUUUCGGUCAAGAUUCUCAGCCUCCGACACAUUACCGAGAACGAGACAGACUCGUCCCGCUCCAACCUCACAAAACCUGAGAAGAAGCGCUGGACGCUGCUCAACGACCCCAGCAAGGCCACAACCGGGGAAGGCCCCGUCUACCUGCCCAUGACACAGGAAACCGUUCAAUCCUUCGACAGCAUCCUCACCUCCCUCAGCGAGUUAGCCACCACGGCGCUCCUGACGCUCCACUCUGAAGUGCGCUGCCGCAUCCUCCGUUCGCUGUACACGGCGCUCUCCCCCUCCCACACGGCCCCCUACCUGCUCGACCAGGAGGUCGCGGAGCCCGACCCGCAGAUCCUGUCGCUCAACGCCGAGAUGGUGGCGUUCGACGAGACGGCGGCGGGCUUCCUGCGAGAGCGCGAGGUGCGCUUCGUGAGGACGGGCCUGGGCCUGCUCAUCAAUGCCUACCUGAUCCGCAACGCGACUAUGACGGCGCCCAUGAACUCGAGGGGCUGUGGCAGGAUGAGGCUGAACGUGCUGGUGCUGCAGCAGAAUCUGAAGAAUAUCGAGGAAGGACCCGGGGCGGGGCUGGAUAAGGCCAUGGCGUACUUUGAGUUGUUCGAGGGCGGGCCGGAUGCGAUUGUGAAGCGGGCGAGGGAGGAUGGGGAGAAGGCAAGGACGUCGGUUGGGGGGCCGGAUGGGGAGGGGGAGGACGUAAAAGGGGAGAAGGAGAAGGAGGUUGGGGUGAGGUUUUCGUAUGAUGAACUUAAGGCGCUAUUGGAGCUCCGUUAUAGCGAGCAGCUGGCCGAUCCGGAGAGGGGCGUCGCGGCUGCCGCAAAGAGGCAGUUGGCGGAUAAGUUGCUGGCGUUGAGUGAGUAUUUGUGGCAGAGCUAGGUCUGGACAUCCAAGGCAUUUGGUUUGGGUGGAUAGGGGUUGUGGAGUAGGAUGUCGGUUGAUUCCCGGGGGUGGGGAGGCGGGAAUAUCUUCGGGACUGCAACGGGAGCCUACGUGAUGCGGCGCUUGUGUAAGUGUGUGUGUGGCACCUGGCAGUGAUUUCUCAGAUGAGACUCUCCAUAGGUGACUAUCACGUUCAACUUGGCGUGUGAUCUCAUUCCUGUAUGCUGCUAGCGCUGACCGCAGCUUCACAAGCCGCACUGGCUGCCCCCUUGGUCCAAAUUCGUUCGGGCCGUGGCCGAGCUGCACACCAUAGUUACCUAGUUGGGAUAACACCAAGAGCAUCA